GAUGUAGACGUCAGAGAAUGUGAUGUUUUCUGUAUGGUUGGAGAAGAAUGGCUGCGCGUGUGAUGGCCAGCGAAGGUGAUGUAAACAUGCAAUCUGAUGACUUUGAGCCUCUUGAGCCUUCGCUUCAGAAUAUCCUGGAGCAGAAGUCUUUGAGGUGGAUAUUUGUUGGUGGUAAAGGCGGUGUAGGAAAAACUACCUGCAGUUGCAGCCUGGCUGUUCAGCUUUCCAAAGUACGAGAAAGUGUUCUCAUCAUAUCUACAGAUCCUGCACAUAAUAUAUCAGAUGCUUUUGAUCAGAAGUUCUCUAAAGUUCCCACCAAGGUUAAAGGAUUUGACAACUUGUUCGCAAUGGAGAUUGACCCAAAUGUAGGUUUCAAUGAACUCCCAGAAGAAUAUUUUGAGGGGGACAAUGAAGCCAUGAAAUUAAGUAAGAGUGUUAUGCAGGAAAUAGUUGGAGCAUUUCCUGGAAUUGAUGAAGCCAUGAGCUAUGCAGAAGUUAUGAAGCUUGUGAAGGGUAUGAACUUCUCUGCAGUUGUGUUUGACACUGCACCAACUGGCCACACACUUAGAUUGUUGUCAUUCCCUCAAGUUGUUGAAAAAGGACUUGGCAAGAUUAUACGAUUGAAAAUGAAAAUUAGCCCUUUCGUUUCCCAGGUUGGUGCACUCCUUGGUUUGUCUGACUUCAAUGCAGAUUCGUUUUCUGGGAAACUGGAGGAAAUGCUGGCAAUCAUCCGUCAAGUGAAUGAGCAGUUCAGAGAUCCUGAACAGACAACAUUUGUUUGUGUGUGCAUAGCAGAAUUCCUGUCACUAUAUGAAACAGAGCGACUUGUACAGGAACUCACAAAGUGUGGAAUUGACACACACAAUAUUAUUGUGAACCAGCUGCUGUUUCCCUCUGCAGGAGAAGUGCCAUGUCGUAUGUGUGCAGCAAGACACAAAGUCCAGGAGAAAUAUUUGGAUCAGAUAGCUGAUCUUUAUGAAGACUUCCAUGUAACAAAGCUUCCACUUCUUGACCAUGAAGUGCGUGGGGUGCAGCAAGUAAAGGAAUUUUCUGAGAACCUUGUACAACCUUAUCGUCCAAAAUAAUUUUGAUAUAGUUAUAAAGAAUUAUUAAGUUUGUAUUGUGAUGAAACUUAUUUUUAACCAAAAUAAAUUUGACAGUGUCUGUUUUAA
Schistocerca americana (American grasshopper) is the source of this 1172-nucleotide messenger RNA. RefSeq names its product ATPase ASNA1 homolog. Gene Ontology annotation, cellular component: GET complex. The coding region runs from base 48 to 1085 and encodes 345 amino acids. The record is from RefSeq and is a predicted model, not a curated record. NCBI's taxonomy places the organism in Eukaryota, Metazoa, Arthropoda, Insecta, Orthoptera, Acrididae. Gene Ontology annotation, biological process: post-translational protein targeting to endoplasmic reticulum membrane. The transcript has 7 exons. Gene Ontology annotation, molecular function: ATP hydrolysis activity; ATP binding.